Kockovaella imperatae is the source of this 1317-nucleotide messenger RNA. RefSeq lists its product as hypothetical. NCBI's taxonomy places the organism in Eukaryota, Fungi, Basidiomycota, Tremellomycetes, Tremellales, Cuniculitremaceae. Gene Ontology annotation, cellular component: nucleus; cytoplasm. Bases 120 to 1292 code for a protein of 390 amino acids. Gene Ontology annotation, molecular function: histone H4R3 demethylase activity; sequence-specific DNA binding. The record is from RefSeq and is a predicted model, not a curated record. The transcript has 6 exons. Gene Ontology annotation, biological process: positive regulation of translational termination; negative regulation of gene expression; protein hydroxylation.
UUUUCGUCGACAACUCUGUCUGUUCUCUCAGCACUCCAUUGAGUUCCAGUCGCAAAUGAGGUAGCCUCAAGCAUUGUAUCUUGGAAAGAAGAUUCUCUGAGACUCAUCUCUGACGUCCCAUGGAUGCGCUCAGUUGGCAAGUCCGACGAUACGACCGCAUCACGUAUGAGACGUUCUUACGUGACCACUUGAUUCUGAACCGACCACUCAUCCUAGACGCAUCCCAUACAGCCUCGUGGUCAGCAGCCAAGGCCUGGCGUAUCGUCGCCCAACCUUGCGAGAGGCUGUGUCAUGAGGCCGACUUGAAUGCAUUGAGUCGUUACGGGCAUCACGUCGUCCCCGUUGCCGAUACGUCCACUCGAUGUUUCUCAGAGUUUGAACGGGAUGAGAGGCCGCUCAGGAAGGUGCUGGAUCUAUGGAAGGCAGGAGAAGGCCAAAGUUUAUACGUAAAGGACUGGCAUCUGCUCGAUUUGGUAGAGCGCGAGGGGAGGAAAGUCAACGAAGUCUACGAGGUCCCGGAAAUCUUUCGAGAUGACUGGAUGAACCCUGGCUCUCGGGUACGAGAUGAAGAGUUUGCAGAGCACGACCGUCAUGGCACUUCGUCAGACUUUCGAUUCUGCUAUGUGGGUCCAGCUGGGACAUUCACACCACUACAUCGAGACGUGUAUGGCUCUUACUCUUGGUCUGCAAAUGUGGUCGGACGCAAACUAUGGUGGUUCUACCCUCCGCAUGACUUGGACAGCGUCAAGAGGGAUGGCGAGCUUGUCUUUGAUGUGAGGGAGCUUGAGGACGAAGGGGGAGGCAUCAAGAUCGUGCAAGAGGAAGGAGAAAUCAUCUUUGUGCCUUCUGGAUGGCAUCACCAAGUCCUCAAUCUAGACUUUUGUAUCUCGAUCAACCAUAACUUUGCAUCUUCGCCCACAAUCCCGUAUCUCUUCGAAGCCCUAUGUGUGUCUCAACAGCGGGUCGAAGAAUCCAUAUCGGAUGUCAAGGAGAUGAUACAGCAACGUCUUGGCAAGAAUGGACCAUGGGAAGAAGAAUGGGUCGAGGAAGUACAGGGGCUGUUGGAACGUGAUGCGGGGUGGGGGUGGUCAGGAUUCUGGGACAUGAUCUGGGCCAAUACGCAGAAACCACCUGCGCCUGCUUCCCUGUCUCCGCCUCGAGCACUGCAGGAUCAGUACGUGCUCGAGGCGAUACGAAAAUACCGCAAUCUCCCUUGCUCGCGAUUCCUACCAGCCGUAAAUGAGGUCGUAGACCAUGUCGAGCGGGCGAUCCGUUCUGCUCCCGCUGAUUGACCCCGAUAGCAGGCAGAGACUUUGA